CUUCUACUCUAUUGCUAGCCUCUCUCUACCUUAUACUCCGUACCUCAACUACAUAAAACCACCCCUCUUCUACCAGUACGUAGUCCUUCCCAUCUUCAUCUUCAUCUUCAUCUCCAUCUCCUACAUCCCCAACAAACGCACUCAUCAUAAUACUUACCCCGCCCUCUUCAUAGAAAUCAAACAAGGCGCCUCGGCCCUCUCAACACCGCAACCAUUUCCUUCAUCCGCAGCUUCUUCACCCGCGCCUCCAGCCCCGGAACAAUGGCCGCCACCAAGACCAAGGUCCAGUCCAUCAUCGACGAGAACCCCGUCGCCGUCUUCUCCAAGUCCUACUGCCCCUACUGCUCCGCCGCGAAGGAGCUCCUCAGCAAGAGCGGCGCAAAGUUCUACGCCAUCGAGCUCGACCAGAUCGACGACGGCUCAGAGAUCCAGUCCACGCUCCAGGAGCUCACGGGCCAGCGCACCGUGCCCAACAUCUUCAUCGGCAAGAAGCACAUCGGCGGCAACUCGGACCUCCAGAGCAAGAAGGGCUCCGAGCUCAACGGCCUGCUGAAGAGCGCCAAUGCCGUCUGACUAGCCUCAGAGGGUACCGCCAAGACGUCUUCGAAGAUAUGAUGACGAGCUUGCGCGGAGAAAUACAUGCAUAGGCAACUUCGUUCGCGCGUACAUGGCGCAUACAUAGCCCCACAUGUCUUUUUUGGCGGUACAAAGAGACUAGACGCUGCUACUACUUUGAUAUCAUGAG
Messenger RNA from Aaosphaeria arxii CBS 175.79, 745 nucleotides. RefSeq names its product glutaredoxin. Gene Ontology annotation, cellular component: cytoplasm; nucleus. NCBI's taxonomy places the organism in Eukaryota, Fungi, Ascomycota, Dothideomycetes, Pleosporales. Gene Ontology annotation, molecular function: glutathione disulfide oxidoreductase activity. The transcript is spliced from 2 exons. The record is from RefSeq and is a predicted model, not a curated record. Bases 262 to 573 code for a protein of 103 amino acids. Gene Ontology annotation, biological process: cellular response to oxidative stress.